AUGAGCCAAACACACACAGACUCAAGCUCCGCCCAAUCCGCCCCUCCAUCCCCAGCAACAACAAUGACCUCAACACACACCGACCACGCAGCCGACAACUCGCUGGAUGACAUUUUCGGCUCUUCCCCACCACGCAGCGAAAGAGAGCUGCACGCGCCACACCGCGCCGCAGAAGAAACCACUGCCUCAGCCUCAGCCCCAAGGUCUACAGCUGAGCCGUCCGACCUCCCCUCUCUCCGCCGCCAACACGUCACCGCGGGCUACCGCGAUGGCGUCUCAAUGGCAAAGGGUCAACAUGUUCAAGAAGGCUUCGAUGCAGGCUUCCCGGUCGGCGCACAGAUGGGCAUGAGAGCCGGUACGAUUCUAGGAAUUAUGGAGGGAUUACUACGUGGGUUUGAAGAGCGCAGUGGGCCGGGCGUUGUUAAGAAGCCGGCGGUGCGGGGUGGUGCAGCUACAUCGACGCGGGAGAGUAAAGACCAAGAGAAUACGGAUGAAGUGGCAGAAGUACGACAACAGAAGAGGGAGCAUGUUCGCGCGCUUUACCAAGCUGCGUUGAAGGAGCUGGAUGUGCAGGCUGUUUUCGCUGGUGCCGGGGUUGAAGGGGCACCGGCUGUGCCUGUCGAGGUUGUUCCCGAGAGUAAGAGCAAGGAAGGGGAGUCUGCGGAGGUACAGCUGGCGAGGAAGGGGGAUGUGGUUCUUUCCAAGUGGGAGGGGAGGGUUGCUGUUCCUCGUUGGGAGGAGAAUAUGGAAGCCUUGGAGAUGAAGGAGAAGGAGAAAGAGGAAAACAAGGGCGAGAGCGAGAGCGCGGGUCUCGGCGGCGCAGGUGCCAUUGCAGCGCAGGCCGUGGAGCAGAGUUGA
Messenger RNA from Penicillium nucicola, 858 nucleotides. Its product is annotated as Yae1 family protein. Bases 1 to 858 code for a protein of 285 amino acids. The transcript has a single exon. NCBI's taxonomy places the organism in Eukaryota, Fungi, Ascomycota, Eurotiomycetes, Eurotiales, Aspergillaceae. The record is from RefSeq and is a predicted model, not a curated record.